Durusdinium trenchii is the source of this 1623-nucleotide messenger RNA. Lineage: Eukaryota; Dinophyceae; Suessiales; Symbiodiniaceae. The record is from the annotation of a GenBank genome assembly.
AUGGGCGAAGGGCGGAGCCGCUCCCCGAAUUCACUGCCCUGGGGGCUUCUGAAGAAACAGCUGCAUCCUGGGUGCAAGGUGCGCUUGAAAGGGCUUCAUGUGCAACGAAAUGGGCAGAUUGGCAUCGUCGAGGAUUACCUUCCACCCAAGCAACGCUGGAGGGUCCGGCUCGGCUCUGGCAAGUCUCAUGAUUUUAAGGCAGAAAACCUGCACUUGGAAGAGCCGGCCGAACGCCCACCACCGCCGGGCUGGGUGGGCCCCGAAACGGAGCGGGGCGCGGUCGUUCAGCAGACAGCUUUUCGGGAGGAGGAGACGGUGGAGAAGAAGCCCGAAAUGCAGAUCGGGUCAAUGGUCGUCCUCCAUGGCUUAAAAUCAGCUGCGGAGUUGAACGAUCAGCGUGGGGAGAUCGAAUCCUUCGUUCAAGAGUCCUCCCGAUGGCGUGUGAAAUUGCUGGAUGGAGCCGUGAAAGAUUUGAAGGCCGAGAACUUGCGCUUACUGGACGCCAAAGAGUCGGAGGUCUUCUCUGAACUCGCCGCGCUGGAGGCGGAGCUGGACACCUUCCGGGUCGAGGCGGGCGACGCCUGUGGUCCCCAGGGCCGCUUCGUGGUGGAGGAGAAGCUGGGCGAAGGCACCUUCUCCACCGUCUUCAGAUGCCGCGACGCCGAGAACGCGGCGAACGCGAAAACGUCCUAUGCGGUGAAGUUCACGCGUGCCAACGAGCAGACACGGAGGGCGUUGGAACGCGAGGUGAAGAUCAUGAGUCAACUGAUCACCAAGCUGGCACCACAAGAUCCCGAAGGCAUGCGAUGCAUCUUGUGCCUCGCUUUCUUUGAGACCUUUGUCCACCAGGGUCGUUUGGCCGCUGUCUUCGAGUUGAUGAAAUGCAAUCUACGUACCGCACUGGCGAAGUACGGGGCAGGUCGUGGAUUGCCGCUGCUCCCCACCGUGCGCGACUUUGGGCGGCAGCUUUUUCUGGCGCUGCGGCUCCUGCGGAACGCGCAGCUCUUCCACUGUGACGUGAAGCCGGAGAACUUGUUGCUGGCAGCUGACAACAGCUCCAUCAAACUCUGUGACUUCGGAAGCUGCCAUGGCCCUGCAGAGCGCUUGCGCUCGGAUCAGCUGAUGCCACGGAAUUAUCGUGCACCCGAGAUCAUGUUGGGACAGGACUAUGGCUUUCCAGUCGACAUGUGGAGUGCUGCUGCCACCAUCUUCGAGCUCGCGACAGACACCGUCCUUUUCCAGGGUGAGAACAACAAUGAGAUGCUCUACGAGAUGAUGCGAGUUUGCGGCCCCUUCCCGCUGGCAUUGGUUUUGUCUGGACACUUCUCAAUCAAGCACUUUGGCGCCAAUGGCGACUUCUUAAAUGCCAAAGGCGAUGUGGCCAUUGACUCAUCGAAUCCACGAGUGCGGCCCUUGGAGUCCUUCGACCCGCCAGCGCGGCCCUUGCAGUUCCUCUUGGAGGAAGCUUUGAAAGAACCUCCCAAAGGAGUGGCAGAGACUCGACACAGAGGUAUGGUCUCCCAUUUAUGCGACCUGCUGGGCCAAUGUCUAAGAGCUGAUGCAUCGCUGAGACCAAUGCCAGAAGUGGCCUUGGGUCACAAGUUCUUUCAGAAGGGCGGCUGA